AUGUUGGCUGAAACCAAGACCACCAAGCAGCUCUACGCCAUCAAGGUUCUGAAGAAGGAAUUUAUUAUCGAGAACGAUGAAGUGGAGAGUACGCGGUCGGAGAAGAGAGUGUUCUUGAUUGCCAACAAGGAGAGGCAUCCCUUUUUGCUGAACCUCCACGCCUGUUUCCAAACUGAGACACGAGUCUACUUCGUCAUGGAGUAUAUCAGUGGUGGUGAUUUGAUGUUGCACAUUCAACGUGGGCAAUUCGGCACAAAACGCGCACAGUUCUAUGCGGCCGAAGUCUGCCUCGCCCUCAAGUACUUCCAUGAGAACGGUGUCAUUUACCGAGAUUUGAAACUCGACAAUAUCAUGUUGACUCUUGACGGACACAUCAAGGUUGCCGAUUAUGGUCUGUGUAAAGAGGAGAUGUGGUAUGGCUCAACCACCAGCACAUUCUGUGGUACUCCUGAGUUCAUGGCACCAGAAAUUCUCUUGGAUAAGAAGUACGGACGCGCAGUUGACUGGUGGGCAUUUGGUGUUCUUAUCUACCAGAUGCUUCUUCAGCAGUCGCCUUUCCGUGGUGAGGACGAAGACGAAAUCUACGACGCCAUUCUUGCCGACGAGCCGCUCUACCCCAUCCACAUGCCGCGUGACUCUGUAUCAAUUCUACAGAAGCUACUCACCCGUGAGCCUGAGAUGCGUCUAGGAUCUGGACCGACUGAUGCACAGGAGAUCAUGUCUCAUGCCUUCUUCAGGAACAUCAACUGGGACGACAUCUACCACAAGAGAAGCUCCAUCUUCUUCAACACCACGUAA
This is a messenger RNA of Bipolaris zeicola 26-R-13, 798 nucleotides long. RefSeq lists its product as uncharacterized. The transcript has 4 exons. NCBI's taxonomy places the organism in Eukaryota, Fungi, Ascomycota, Dothideomycetes, Pleosporales, Pleosporaceae. Gene Ontology annotation, molecular function: protein kinase activity; ATP binding. Gene Ontology annotation, biological process: protein phosphorylation. The record is from RefSeq and is a predicted model, not a curated record. The coding region runs from base 1 to 798 and encodes 265 amino acids.